Molecule: messenger RNA, 1477 nt
Organism: Laetiporus sulphureus 93-53
Lineage: Eukaryota; Fungi; Basidiomycota; Agaricomycetes; Polyporales; Laetiporaceae
Product: 26S proteasome subunit P45
Exons: 9
Coding region: 40-1278 (412 amino acids)
Biological process (GO): positive regulation of RNA polymerase II transcription preinitiation complex assembly
Cellular component (GO): cytosolic proteasome complex; proteasome regulatory particle, base subcomplex
Molecular function (GO): ATP hydrolysis activity; ATP binding; proteasome-activating activity
Source: RefSeq, a predicted model, not a curated record
AGGAGGCGCGUCUGACCCAAGUACUUCAUCCUACACAACAUGAGCGCACCACAAGCAUCAUCAUCGGGAGGCGUUGACCAGCGCAGGCAGGAUGCUCUCAAGACAUAUCGCGAGAAAAUGCGUCAGCACGAGUCCAGCAGCCAGAGCCUGAAGAACCUCCGGUUUGCGCUAAGGGAUUUGGAAAAGGACUAUGCGAAGACAGAGGAUGAUAUCAAGGCGGUACAAUCUGUGGGGCAGAUCAUUGGAGAAGUAAUGAAGCAGCUGGAUGACGAGCGAUUCAUUGUGAAGGCGUCGUCUGGACCUCGCUAUGUCGUAUCCUAUCGCCCAACGUUGCCCGUGCAGAAGCUCAAGACAGGAACACGAGUUAGCCUCGAUAUGACAACACUCACAAUCAUGCGUAUACUGCCAAGAGAAGUUGACCCAUUAGUCUAUAAGAUGAGCUUGGAGGAUCCCGGAGGCGCAACCUUCGCAGGCAUUGGCGGCUUGGGGGAGCAGGUCCGGGAGCUGCGAGAGGUCAUUGAACUUCCUUUAACGAAUCCAGAGCUGUUCCAACGUGUAGGUAUCAGUCCACCCAAGGGUGUCCUCUUGUACGGCCCACCUGGUACAGGAAAGACGCUCUUGGCACGUGCUGUUGCAGCGACGUUGCAGACAAAUUUCCUGAAGGUCGUCUCCUCUGCAAUUGUCGACAAGUACAUUGGCGAGUCGGCGCGCGUUGUUCGCGAGAUGUUUGGCUACGCGAGGGAGCACGAGCCUUGCGUUAUUUUCAUGGAUGAAAUCGACGCGAUUGGUGGGCGACGGUUCUCGGAGGGUACCAGUGCGGAUCGAGAGAUUCAACGGACACUUAUGGAGCUGCUGAACCAAAUGGAUGGCUUCGACUCUCUCGGGAAAACGAAGCUCAUCAUGGCCACAAAUCGACCGGACACGCUAGACCCCGCGCUUCUUCGGCCUGGUCGGCUAGACCGCAAAAUCGAGAUUCCGCUACCUAACGAGCAGGCUCGGCUAGAGAUCCUCAAGAUUCAUGCCGCGCCGGUGAAUAAAGGCGGCGAUAUUGACUAUGAGGCCAUCGUCAAGGCAGGUCUCCUGACUUUUUUUCUUUCCGAUGGAUUCAACGGAGCCGACUUGAGGAACGUGGUUACAGAGUCCGGCAUGUUCGCUAUCCGGGAUGACAGGCAUGUAUCAAUUGUCUCGGAAUAUGUCACACAAGAGGACUUGACGAAGGCGGCGCGCAAGGUGGGCGAGGCCAAGAAGCACGAGAACAAGUUAGAGUACACCGCUUGAGCAUCGGCCUGGCUUUUCUCCAUUACUGUAGUAAGACUCAUGGACCUCGGAUUUGACGUUUGCGUGUAAUAUUGCAGAGCCUUGGGAGGCUGCAAGAGACCAGUUCCCGUGCGGCCGACGAUGAUGCCGAAGCAGAAUCAACGGAGUUCCGUUUACUGACGGAAGAGUUCGUCAGCCUCAUAGCAGCUAUUGUGUGCGU